AUGCAUAUACCCCCCAGCUACGUCACUGCUGGCUCAGCGACGCCAACAUCCACGCACACAUCGAGCAUAAUACUCCUUAAUGGCCUAUCAUGGUUUUCAAAAGAGACGGGCGAUGGAGGCGACGGCGGCGGCGGCAUUAGAUACCCGGAGAACUGGAGCAGUCUCAUUGGCAUCGUAACGGCGAUAGUAGGAAACGUGCUAAUAUCGUUUGCGCUCAACAUGCAGCGGUACGCGCACAUCCGGCUGGAUCGCGAGUGGCAGGCGCAAGAGCGGCAGCGCAAGAGGAGGAAUGCGUCUGGGCUGAGCUUGAACCGCUUGAAUGAAGAAGUGACAAAGUUUAGCGGCAGUAGAGGAAAGGAUCAGCACGCGAAUGGCACACCGGGCCACACCCAUCAUGCGCCUGAUGCAAAUAUCUUUGAGGCGACAGAGUCGGAUCCCCUGGUUGCGAAUGAGCGCUCCCACCAGACGAGACCGGGGGUGGAGAGGGGUGAUAGCGCGGGAUCGGGGCCGGACGACGAGGUCUACAAGCAAAAGUCGUAUCUCAAGUCGCCGUACUGGUGGUUCGGCAUCAUCCUCAUGACGGUGGGGGAGGCGGGCAAUUUUCUCGCCUACGGCUUUGCGCCUGCGUCCAUUGUCUCGCCGCUCGGUGUCGUCGCGCUCAUUUCCAACUGCAUCAUUGCGCCCUUUAUGCUCAAGGAGCCGUUUCGCAAGCGGGAUGCGCUGGGCGUUAUUAUCGCGGUUGGAGGCGCGGUGACGGUUGUGCUUUCGGCAAACGAUAAUAAUCCGAAAUUGGGACCCGGCGAGAUUUGGGAUUUGAUUAGGAGAUGGGAGUUUGAGACGUAUCUUGGUGUCACUGUUGGUGUGAUUAUCGUGUUGAUGGGUGCGAGUAAUAAGUAUGGGGACAAGAAUAUUUUGAUUGACCUGGGGCUUGUAGGGCUGUUUGGUGGAUAUACGGCGCUCUCUACGAAAGGUGUUGCGUCGCUGCUCUCGUAUACGCUAUGGCGUGCUAUUACUUUUCCAGUCUUCUAUCUCCUAGUUGCCAUUCUCGUUGGUACUGCAGUCAUGCAGAUCAAGUAUGUCAACCGUGCACUGCAGCGCUUCGAUGCCACCCAGGUCAUCCCCGUCCAGUUUGUCCUCUUCACCUUGUCGGUCAUUGGCGGGUCUGCAGUGCUCUACCGCGACUUUGAAAGGACUUCAGCGCAAGAUGCAGGAAAGUUCAUUGGUGGAUGCGCCUUGACAUUCUUUGGCGUUUGGCUUAUCACGAGCGGACGGCCUCCGCAACACAGCGAGGAAGACGACGAGCCAGAUCAUGAUGCAAUGUAUCUGGAAGGAGAGCGCUAUACUGAUGAUGUGGACGACACAGGCGACAAUGUUGCCAGAAGUACGCGAUCGACAUCACGUCCACUUUCACCACCUAUCAACAUCUCUUCUCGCUACCGCGAUGACGAUUCGCGUCCAUCAACACCAACCAUAGUUGUUAUACCCGAGCCAGUAACCCCACCGAAUCCCGUCGUUCGCUCAGUCUCCACAGACAUCAUGUCCUCCCUAGUGGCAAACCCAUGGACCCACCCCAAUGAACCCGAAGAGCGCACACCACCCCUAAACCGCCACACCUCCACCCCCGUCCUACCCUCCGAAGCCGCACCCGCACCCUCGACCAGCGACCCGGAACUCGGCCUCCCAUGGACCCCUACCAGAGGAAAAUCCCAAACCGACGUCUCCACCACUCCCGGCUCCCAACUCCGUCGUCUGCGCACCGUCGACCGCCCCCAGGGAACCCGCAACAGCAUCGCUGGCCCCCUACUCGCCAGCCCCCUCAGCACCAGUCUCAGCACAAUGGUCCAGGACCUCAAGCGCGGAGCCAACGUCCGCUACCGCGACCCCGACGAUUCUAUCCGGCGCCGUGGCAGCGUCCUCGGUUUGGGGUCUUCGUCGCGCGACAAUCCCGAUGACGGGGCGAUGAUGGGCGGGACUACCACAAGUGAACCGUUGAGUCGUCGACAGACGAGGGAUAGUCAGGUUGGUGCGUCGGAUUCUGCGGCUGUGAGUGCGCGGACGGGGAGGGGUAGGAGCCUUAGUGGGACGUUGAGUGAGCUUUGGAGGGGACUUGGAGGGCGGGGGAGUAGGGAGGAUAUUAGGGGGGAGGCCGAGCGUGAG
Messenger RNA from Bipolaris oryzae ATCC 44560, 2157 nucleotides. RefSeq lists its product as uncharacterized. Gene Ontology annotation, cellular component: membrane. Lineage: Eukaryota; Fungi; Ascomycota; Dothideomycetes; Pleosporales; Pleosporaceae. Gene Ontology annotation, molecular function: magnesium ion transmembrane transporter activity. Gene Ontology annotation, biological process: magnesium ion transport. The transcript has 2 exons. The annotation marks the transcript as partial. The record is from RefSeq and is a predicted model, not a curated record.